GUAUGGCGUUUUAUCGUUGCUCCUAUAUUCUUAGAACUGGCAUGGAAUGUAACCGGGGAUGUUAUCACCCAAAGGGGUGCAAAGUUCAUAGGAAUUCCCCUGCAUAUCUACCUUGCGAAGAAUGUGGCGAAAGAACUUACUCUGAUUAUGGUUUUUGUACAGAACAUUCUGAAGUUAAUAAAACGAGCUGAAACUUCUAAGAAAAGUGUCACAACUUGUCAUGAGUUCACCACAAGUGAAAAAAUCGGUAGAAAG
Messenger RNA from Entrophospora candida, 255 nucleotides. The record is from the annotation of a GenBank genome assembly. NCBI's taxonomy places the organism in Eukaryota, Fungi, Glomeromycota, Glomeromycetes, Entrophosporales, Entrophosporaceae.